AACAGAUCGAUUGCCCUUGUGACUCCCCGCCCCCUUCCCACCCCACCCCCACCGCUCCCUCCCUCUUUCCCUCCCCCGCCACCUCCCCUCACCCCGCCUCCUUCCCGCUCCCCACCCCCAAACCCUCUCACCCGCGGCAGUCCGGUGCGAGGCCCCCUCCGGAAGGUGAGGGGAAUGGAUUGGACUCCGGUGGGGAAAGCGGGUGUCUAGAAGUGGUGCUAAUGGGAAGAGAAUUCUGGUUUCAAAAGAGGAUGCUCCGCCACAAAGAGCGGCUCGCGCGCUGGCCUGGGCUCUAGCGGAGGAGAGAUCCCGGGAGAACUCCAGAGCUCCGGGGGAGCGCUCCUCGGAAGACCGGGGCCAACAUGCCUGUGCGCAGGGGGCAUGUGGCACCACAAAAUACAUUUCUGGGGACCAUCAUUCGGAAAUUUGAAGGGCAAAAUAAAAAAUUUAUCAUUGCAAAUGCCAGAGUGCAGAACUGUGCCAUCAUCUAUUGCAACGAUGGGUUCUGUGAGAUGACUGGUUUCUCCAGGCCAGAUGUCAUGCAAAAGCCAUGCACCUGCGACUUUCUCCAUGGCCCCGAGACCAAGAGGCAUGAUAUUGCCCAAAUUGCCCAGGCAUUGCUGGGGUCAGAAGAAAGGAAAGUGGAGGUCACCUACUAUCACAAAAAUGGGUCCACUUUUAUUUGUAACACUCAUAUAAUUCCAGUGAAAAACCAAGAGGGCGUGGCUAUGAUGUUCAUCAUUAAUUUUGAAUAUGUGACGGAUGAUGAAAAUGCUACCUCUCCACAGAGGGUAAACCCAAUCUUACCAGUCAAAACUGUAAACCGGAAAUUUUUUGGGUUCAAGUUCCCUGCUCUGAGAGUUCUCACUUACAGAAAGCAGUCCUUACCGCAAGAAGACCCCGAUGUGGUGGUCAUCGACUCAUCUAAGCACAGUGAUGAUUCAGUAGCCAUGAAGCACUUUAAGUCUCCUACAAAAGAAAGCUGCAGCCCCUCUGAAGCAGAUGACACAAAAGCUUUGAUACAGCCCAGCAAAUGUUCUCCCUUGGUGAAUAUAUCCGGACCUCUUGACCAUUCCUCUCCCAAAAGGCAAUGGGACCGACUCUACCCUGACAUGCUGCAGUCAAGUUCCCAGCUGUCCCAUUCCAGAUCAAGGGAAAGCUUAUGUAGUAUACGAAGAGCAUCUUCAGUUCAUGAUAUAGAAGGAUUCAGCAUCCACCCCAAGAACAUAUUUAGAGACCGGCACGCCAGUGAAGACAAUGGUCGCAAUGUCAAAGGGCCCUUUAAUCAUAUCAAGUCAAGCCUCCUGGGAUCCACAUCGGAUUCAAACCUCAACAAAUACAGCACCAUUAACAAGAUUCCACAGCUCACUCUGAAUUUUUCAGAUGUCAAGACUGAGAAAAAGAAUUCAUCUCCACCUUCUUCAGAUAAAACCAUUAUUGCACCCAAGGUUAAAGAUCGAACACACAAUGUGACAGAGAAAGUGACCCAGGUUCUCUCUUUAGGAGCAGACGUCCUACCUGAAUACAAACUGCAGACACCACGCAUCAACAAGUUUACGAUAUUGCACUACAGCCCUUUCAAGGCAGUCUGGGACUGGCUGAUUCUAUUGUUGGUCAUAUACACUGCUAUAUUUACUCCCUACUCUGCAGCCUUCCUCCUCAAUGACAGAGAAGAACAGAAAAGACGAGAAUGUGGCUAUUCCUGUAGCCCUUUGAAUGUGGUAGACUUGAUUGUGGAUAUUAUGUUUAUCAUAGAUAUUUUAAUAAACUUCAGAACAACAUAUGUAAAUCAGAAUGAAGAAGUGGUAAGUGAUCCCGCCAAAAUAGCAAUACACUACUUCAAAGGCUGGUUCCUGAUUGACAUGGUUGCGGCAAUUCCUUUUGACUUGCUGAUUUUUGGAUCUGGUUCUGAUGAGACAACAACAUUAAUUGGUCUUUUGAAGACUGCUCGGCUCCUCCGUCUUGUGCGCGUGGCCAGGAAACUGGAUCGAUAUUCAGAAUAUGGCGCUGCUGUUCUAAUGCUCUUAAUGUGCAUAUUUGCCCUGAUUGCUCACUGGCUGGCUUGCAUUUGGUAUGCGAUUGGGAAUGUAGAAAGGCCUUAUCUGACUGACAAAAUCGGAUGGUUGGAUUCCUUAGGACAACAAAUUGGGAAACGUUACAAUGACAGUGACUCAAGUUCUGGACCAUCCAUUAAAGACAAAUACGUCACAGCACUUUAUUUUACUUUCAGCAGUUUAACCAGUGUAGGAUUCGGGAAUGUAUCUCCUAACACGAAUUCGGAGAAAAUCUUUUCAAUUUGUGUCAUGUUGAUUGGCUCACUAAUGUAUGCAAGCAUUUUUGGGAAUGUAUCUGCAAUUAUCCAAAGACUAUACUCGGGAACUGCCAGGUACCACAUGCAGAUGCUGCGAGUAAAAGAGUUCAUUCGCUUUCACCAAAUCCCCAACCCUCUGAGGCAACGUCUUGAAGAAUAUUUCCAGCAUGCAUGGACUUACACCAAUGGCAUUGACAUGAACAUGGUCCUAAAGGGUUUCCCAGAAUGCUUACAAGCUGACAUUUGUCUACAUCUCAACCAGACAUUGCUGCAAAACUGCAAAGCAUUUCGGGGGGCAAGUAAAGGUUGCCUCAGAGCUUUGGCAAUGAAGUUCAAGACCACCCAUGCACCUCCAGGAGACACCCUCGUUCACUGUGGUGAUGUCCUCACUGCACUUUAUUUCUUAUCCAGAGGCUCUAUUGAAAUUCUCAAAGAUGACAUUGUGGUGGCUAUUCUGGGAAAAAAUGAUAUAUUUGGAGAAAUGGUUCAUCUUUAUGCCAAACCUGGAAAGUCUAAUGCAGAUGUAAGAGCCCUCACAUACUGUGACUUGCAUAAGAUUCAGCGAGAAGACUUGCUAGAGGUUUUGGAUAUGUAUCCUGAGUUUUCCGAUCACUUUCUAACAAACCUAGAGUUGACUUUCAACCUAAGGCAUGAGAGUGCAAAGUUUUCUUUGAUAUAUUUUGGCGAAGAAAACAGUACAAAUGAUCCUGAAGACUCUGCAGAUACCAUAAGACAUUAUCAGAGUUCCAAGAGACACUUUGAAGAAAAAAAAAGCAGAUCGUCAUCUUUCAUCUCCUCCAUUGAUGAUGAACAAAAGCCGCUCUUCUCAGGAAUAGUAGAUUCUUCUCCAGGAAUAGGGAAAGCAUCUGGGCUCGAUUUUGAAGAAAGAGUGCCCACCUCAGGAAGAAUGCACAUAGAUAAAAGAAGUCACUCUUGCAAAGACAUCACUGACAUGAGAAGCUGGGAACGAGAAAAUGCACAUCCCCAGCCUGAAGACUCCAGUCCAUCUGCACUUCAGCGAGCUGCCUGGGGUAUCUCUGAAACAGAAAGUGACCUCACCUAUGGGGAAGUGGAACAAAGAUUAGAUCUGCUUCAGGAACAACUUAACAGGCUUGAAUCCCAAAUGACCACUGACAUCCAGACCAUCUUACAGUUACUGCAGAAACAAACCACUGUGGUCCCCCCAGCCUACAGUAUGGUUACAGCAGGAGCAGAAUAUCAGAGACCCAUCAUCCGGUUGAUGAGAACCAGUCAACCGUUAGCAUCCAUCAAAACUGACCGAAGUUUCAGCCCAUCCUCACAAUGUCCUGAAUUUCUAGACCUUGAAAAAUCUAAACUUAAAUCCAAAGAAUCCCUAUCAAGUGGGGUGCAUCUGAAUACAGCUUCAGAAGACAACUUGACUUCACUUUUAAAACAAGACAGUGAUCUCUCUUUAGAGCUUCAUCUGCGGCAAAGAAAAACAUACCUUCAUCCAAUUAGGCAUCCUUCUUUGCCAGAAUCAUCCCUAAGCACUGUAGGAAUCUUGGGUCUUCAUAGGCAUGUUUCUGAUCCUGGUCUUCCAGGGAAAUAAUUCAUUUUGUACUAUUUACUCCACAUACAAUGUAAGUGCUUUUAAUGGCUGUUUUCCUUUUUCUAUUUAAAUCCUCUCUACUUGACUCAGGGGCUCACAAGGUACCACUAUAUGCAAAAGUACUGUAUAUUUUCCUAAAUUGAAGCUUGUAAGGUAAAAUUGAGCAGUUAGGAUGUAAAUAUACAUAAGAACUUUUGGUUCCAAAUGUUAAAACUGCUAGCAUCUCAUGGCACCUUAUUUUUUAUUUUUAUUUUUUAAAUCACAUGCAUGUUAGGAAACUCCAAUUUCUCUUGCAUGGAGACUCCUAUUUAUUGCUUUUACUAAACCAGUACUUUGAUAUGAAAAUGCCUUCCACGCAAAUAAGAAACUAAGGGAUAAAACUGUUCAUGGAUGCAACUCAGAUUCAGACGAUCCUCAACUCAUGGGAAUUCCAGGGGGAUAAAAGGAACUUAGUCACUUUUGCAAACAGAUUCAGGUCAUUCUGUAUCAAGAUGUGUAAAAUUACAUUCAUUCCUCCACAGUGGAAGAAAAAAUACAAAGUUUGAGUUAUAAACCUCUGACAGUAUAGGAAGCCAUCUCCAAAUACUAAACAUAGGCCAACAUUAAUGAGAACAAAGUCCUUUCUACUUAAAAUUAUGUCACUAAUUGCAUUCACAAACCAUCUAAAGUAUUUUCCACUGGCACAUUUCCUAGAAGGCUUAAAAACACAUUUCUCAUUUUGCUUUUUUUAUGGGGUGAAGGGGUGGUCUCCUUAAGAACUGCUAAACUGACCAACACAAACUGAAAUCCACAGCUUUCUUGUGAUUCCUAUUUUAAAGAAAUCCUGAAUUUGAUCAAAAUAAUGGGCAUACAGCCUGGGCAACAUGGCAAAAAUCCAUCUUUACAAAAAAUUUUUAAAAAUUAGCUGGGUGUGGUAAUUCACACCUGUAAUCCCACCUACUCGAGAGACUUAGGUGGGAGGAUGGGUUGAGCUUAGGAGGUCAAGAGUGCAGGAGGCCUUGAUCACACCACUGCACUCCAGCCUGGACAAUAAAGUGAGACCCCGUCUAACAAAAAAUCGUGGACAUACAUGGUUUUCAAAGAAUGUACGAUUUCAGUGGAUUUGCAUGGCAAAACUAGCUUCCAUUAAAUAUGUUAUUUGAUGUGUACUUCCAGCUAUGGAAAAAGCGUGCCUAGAAAGAAAAUGCACAUACCAUCAGUAAAAUUUCAGUUUUGUUUAGUUAUUCAAACACUUUUGCCAAUUGAAAAUUAAACAAAAAUAUAUUAUGCGUGGAUUGGAAUGAAUAUAUAUUGACCUAAGAAUAUCAGAUCAUACAAUGAAAUAUAUCUUUCAAUUAAAAUAUCUUCAACUGCUAGUUUUUUUGUGAGGAGCAUAUGCCUCUCAUAAAAUUGGGGUGAAGAAAAUGUUACAAUUUAAGAUUCUGAUCAGUCAAGUUCUAGUUAAGAAAUCUUAUUUUUCAAUUCAAGUACAAGUUAAAAAUUAUGAACUCUGAUCCAUUAUAUCUUUUCUUUCAGAACAAAAAUAUUUAAAUUUAUUGAAAGUUUCUUAGUCCAUUAAGAACAUUUUAUCUGUGCACAUUUAAAUGGGUUAAUUUCUAUCCAUUCAGGAUAUUCAAACUUUGACACUGAUCUGUUAAUCAGCUUCAAAUGCAAGCUAUUUAUUUAAAUUUACAAAAACUAUUGUACUGUUUAAAGUGUGAUUAGACUGCUCCCCGUAUAUUUUUAAAUGGUCACAUAUAUGGGUAAUCCAUGUGGAAGGCAAUCUGUAAGUAUAAACUUGUUCUUACUCCUGCUUAAUUUUUGAAAAACCAAAACGUAAAUGUCCAAGUGCAUUAUGCCAAAUGACCAGUCAAUUCAAACAUAUACUAUUACACAAAAGUGUAAUAAUUAUAACCAGUUUCCCAAAUUAUUUGGUGUUACGCAGAUACAAACUUAGGGGCUAACUGAUGCUUUCACUUCCUCAUUCAACAAACAUUCAGUAGGUACCUAGCAGGGAAGAGAAAGUCCCAUAAAUGGCUAACUCUGAUUUAGAGGACUAUUUUGGGAUUUUGUUUCCAUACUAGGACACAUUUUUGCAGCUGCAGCAAAUUUCAUAAGGAUUGCUGGCCUAAGUUCCAGGAACAUUCAGAAUGAAUUCACCAGACAAUGUUCAUUUACAGGGAGAGAGGAUUUGGCAGGUGAGGUAUUGAAAUCUGAUUGAUUAAUGAAUGCCUCAGCUGCAACAUUUGGUAUGACAUGAAUAAAAUCCAGCCUUCCACAUAAAACUUCUGUUUAUAUUUACAAAAACUAAGCAUGAAGAAAUAGGAAGAUGGGGAAUAGUGUGCAAGCACCCAGUUUGUUUAAAUUCUAGCACAACACAAACCUUUUUCUUCAUCCCUUCACAUAAUUGCUUAUAUUAAAAUCUUAACCCUCAGAGAAUUGGACAGGAUUAGGAUGGUCUCUUCCUACAGGACAUUAGCUUAAAAAGAGCCUGAGCAAGAUAAAGAUGGGAUUAGUGGGCAUUAAUGUCAGAAGACUCAAUGGCUAAAGUGACUUAUAGAUGACCAAAGCAAUUAUCUUGAUGUACAAAAUUCAUACCCUUCCCCAGCCAAAAACCUAAUGUCUAAAUGUACCAUCAUCUCCCACCCUUGGUUGGCUGGUGCAAAAACAGUCUGACCUCUCCAUCUAGGGAUCAUGCUGAGGGCCAGGUCGAACUGCUGCAGCCAAUCACAAUUGCAGUGUAGCAAAUGCUUUCCUAGGUAAUUAGAAGCACCAACAUAACACCUUUUGCUUUCCUCCUAAAACUGAUGUUACCUAGUCUCCUGGCCUAAAUAAAAUGUCAUUUAAAAUCUAAAGUUUGUUUGAAUCAGAUGCUCUCCUGCAGUUAUUAAUUGCUGGGUAAAGAGCUGAAACUUAGACUUAUCAUUCUCCCCGAUAAAGGAGUCACAUUCUUUAAUUAGUUGAGAAAACCAGGAAUAAUAAAUGAUGAAGCAAUGUUCUCAUGGGGUUUUUUAAUUAAUAAUAACUCAUUCAACAAACACAGGAAGGCAGGGGGCAGAUUUGGGACAGAAUAGUUUCUUAAGUCCAUUAUACUGUACUGGUCAUCACAGCGGAACUAUCUUACUCUUCUAGUCAGGAAGUAUGGAAAGUAGGUCAGCGCAUUUGGGGUCAGGUUUAAUAUGUUGUGUAAGAGUUGCUUACAAGGUCCUUUUGCAGGUUGAACUUUAGCAAAUGUUUCCAAAAUAACUAGAAAACAAACGUUCUUAUGCAAAUGUCAUUUUAAAACCCCAUCAUAUAUUAUCUAAUGAUAAAAUGUAUCACCUUAUUGGCAUAUCUAAAAUAAUUAUCAUUAAAUAACAACAGUAUCUUUCCUCUAAACUACUUUCACGAUUUAAAAAAAUUCUGCAACAUUAACUUAUAACUUAAUAUUGUAGAGUCUUUAAAGUUCUUAUCUACGGCUAAAACCAAAAAUAAAUAAAUAUAUGUAAGUAAAUUACUUAUUUAUAAAAAUCAAAGUUUUUAUAAAUUAUCAAAAAGUCAAGUUAUAUUUUUACAGUAAAACAAGCAUGUCUCUAUCACGUGAGUUUGAAGAGGAGCUAAAUGAUAGGAUGAUAUAGGACAAUGGUCAUCAAAGUGUGGUCCACCAACCAACAGUACUAGCAUCACCUGGGGACUUGACAGAAAUACAUAUUCUUGGCCUCACCCCAGAUCUACUAAAUCAGAAACUUUAGGGGUGGGACCCAGCAAUUAUCUUUUAACAAGCCCUCUCUGACGUGAUCCUUACACACACUAAAAAUUUGAGAAUUAUCAAUAUAGAAGAGCAAGCAUAGAUUCUGCAGUCAGACCAACUUGGGUUCCAAUACCAGUUCUUUAUCAAUAGCUGUGUGACUUUGAGCAAGUUAAUUCACCUCCCCAAGUCUUUUUCUCGACUCUUCAAAAAUAAGAUAAUGGCACCUGUCUCACAGAAGCUUGAGGAAGAAAUGAGAUAAAAUAUAGUAAAGUGCCUGGCACAUACUAGGUGCUAAAAAAAAUGCUGGGUUCCUUCUUUCUCAUCCAGAAACAUGGCAUUAAAAACAAUCAGGAGAAUAAUUUCCCAAGAUUUAGAUUUUGCACAAUAUGCAGUAUCUCAAAGAAAAUAGCUGUUACCAAGAUAAGUUUUUGAUGCAGAAAAACCUACAUAUAGCUAUUGUUUUCUCUCUCUUAAUUGUAUUUUGCACUAUUAGGUUUAUAGCUUUAAAGUAAUACUAUUUAUAAUAGUGAGAGUAUCAAUCUCCUUAUUAUAAACAUAUCUACUCUGAAUCGAUGUUACAUGCCAAGUAUGUAAAAGUAAUCUGUCGAUCAGUACUACUAGAAUGUAUUCUAUAAAGGCUGGCUCACUGUGGAAGUCCCUCUUUAGAUCUAUGAUUUAGUCCUUAGAUGGAUAUCUGAAUAUACAUUUACAAAAUACAAUUUUGAAAGUAAAUAUAUUAUCUAUUUUUACAGAAAAUAGAAUUUUACAGUUGCAAUGGUUCUUUUCAGACUCCUAGGUCACUCUUCCAUUGCACAGAUAUGUUAUGCAGUCUUAAACUGGCUAAGCUCUUGUGUGGAAUGGUGGAAAUGGCAGGGUACUCAAUGUGGUAAACCUGAAUUCAAAUUCUACCUUCUCCAUUUAUUCUUGGGACAAAUCCAAAGCAAGCUCCAGUAUCCAAAAUUAUAAAAAUGGAGGUAGCAUCUAACAUAUCUUGAAGGGGUAUGUUGAGGAUCCUCUGAAAUAUAUAAGUAGAAAUGCUUUGUAAACCAUAAAGCACGUUAUUUCUUCUUAUAGUAAAUCUAUAAGAUCAUUGUGUGACUUGUGCAUCAUCACAAAGAUAGUGGAAUAUGGUGGUAGUGCAGUAGCACUAUUUAAGGUCUUCUAAAACAUUUCUGUUGCUCUUUCCUUUACCCAGCACAUACAUUCAUAUUGUAUAGCAAAAAUUUAUAAAGUCAUUUUCACAUACCUCCCAAAGAUCUAGUUGCUCAGAGCAGAACGCCAGUAUACAUAGCAUCCUUAUAUUUGUCUAAUAUUGCCUUUGUCCACCAUUCAAUAAUUUAUACGUUUGCAUUCCAGUUGUUUUCUAGGUUUGCAAUAGCUCAUCCUUCUAUCCCUCAUUCCUCAAGUGUUCCCAUUCAAAUUUUCUUCUGUGGUUCUACUUAUAAUGAUGUGAUGUUAAACCACUUUUCAAACUUAAAGGAUCGUGUUUUAAAUGUACAGUAUUAGGUGUUGUGAUUGAUCAGUGCCCAAGUACAAUAAUUCAUCACAUGCAUUUGUGGUACACACACACUUUGGUUAAAUGUCAAAUACAGAAAAAUAACAGAAAGACAUGAAUUAUUAAUAAACAAAAGCAUGAAAAGAAACUACUGUGAGGCUUAUAUACACAAACUAUUACAUGGAGAUUGAGAGAUGACUAACAAGAAGUUAUUUAAAACAUGUUAUUACUAUGAAUACAUUAAAACAUCUAUAGAAAUGCAACGUUCAGAACACAGAACCAUACAAUCGACAAAUUUCAUUGCUCUACCAAUCAUGAUCAAACUUUUAAAUGAGAAUAGCAAGAUUACAGAAAUGCUCCCAAUAAAAUAGUACUUAUUAUGAGAAGUGGCAAUACUAACAUAGUUAUUCUUGAAAAGCUAAUGUCAAAAAUUAGAUGAAUCCCCUAAAUUAUAGUCACUACAUCUUUGACUUCCAUUAAUUUAUAUUUUGAAAGAUGUAAAAUAAUUUGGUAUACCUGUGGUUUUAAAGCACUAUGUUUAACCUAUAUUCUUUGUACUGCCUCUUGUACAUUUUAAUGUUUUUAUAUUGAAAAUAAUCACAACUGUUAGCAUUUAAAUUGUAUUAUUUAUACUGACAUAUAUUGCGUAGCAAUAUAAAAAAUCCCACAUUUUCAUCAUUCUUAUUUUGGGGUAAAAUUAAAGACUCAGUAAUCUUUUCUCCUCAAAGUCCCCUAUAAUAGCACUGAAAUGAUAUGGCAUCUUUCUUCCAAAUGUUAAAUAAGAUUAGAAAUCUUGAGGAAUCUUUAGAUUUUAUCUCCUAGCCACCUACUGAUUUCAAUUAAAGGCACAUUACCUCUUUUUAGCUGAAAUUUUCAUUUUAUAAUUUUGAUGGGAAAAUGUAUUACAUCAGAAUGUUUACCAGUUAAAGAAUAAUAUAUUUCCAAAAAGAAUGUGUGUAAUCACUUGAAAAUGUCAGUCAUCUGAUACAAAGCAGCUCACAUCUGGCUAAGUAGGAAGUACCUUGGAAUGCUUUAUACAAAAUGAAACAAUCUACCAAAACACAUACUAUUUCCUAGUUUUUAUGCACAUAAUGUAGCAUGAAAUCAUAAUGCUUUUCAAAUAUUCUGUGCAGAAAUAUUUAUUUUUUAGCAAAUAUUUUCUUCAAAGAUUGGUAUGUGGUAUUGACAGUGUAAUCUACUUGCACAACUAGUUUUGCAAUAAGCUUCUACAGAUAACUGUAAAUACAAAAAAUGUACAUUUCUUGUAAAAAUGGUUGCAAAUUUUUGGUAGCUAAAAGAAGUGUACAAGUUGUAUUGAAAAUAUAGUAUAUAUACAUAAUUUAAGAAUGAGCAUAUAAUUUCUGAUCUAUUUAUACAUGAAAAAUUCAAGAAUUUGUAAAAGAAAUUAUUUUGAGGAAAAAGAAAGUAAAUCUCAUUAGCUAAGUAGGAUACUUUUACUAGACAAGCCAACUUUUUCCAACAUUUUACUAGGAACAGUGCUAGAUAUAGGCAUGGUGGUGCUGAUGUUAUUUAAUGAAAUCACAUAACAGUGCUACAGCUAUUACAGAGUUCCACCAGGACACUAGCAAGCUAGACUGAGUGGCAAAGAGCAUUAAAUCUAAAAUAGAAGAAUCAUAAUAUUUCACCGAUUAUUGCCUGUUAAGACCACAAUAGUGACUGACUGAAACAUUUAUUGUUUACUUAAAAUUUCUGAUAAACAGGCUUUAACAUACAUGCAAAUAACUUUUUAUAAUGUAUGUUUGCUUCAUUUUUUAACCAAGAAUGAAAACAUCCAGAUAGUUUAUUUUGCCAGAGUUUCAUACUUUCUUAGUUCCUCCCCCAGUUGCUUCUCUAUUAUUUAAGGGGAAAAAAUAUCAAACUACCUUCAAGAAAACUUGUAAAUUACAUUUGUUGGCCAUAAUGUGGCAUGUAAGCUAAGGACUGUUGAGUCUGUUUAGUGGCUUAGAUUUCCUAACCUUCAUCUUUAAGGUUUAAAACACCAAGACAAUAUUUCCCUUUGACAAAUGAAAAACCAAACACAAAUAGAAAAAUUGUAAUGAUAUCUAUAACUAAGGCUGAUCAGAAAAUGAGACUCUAAAUAUGAAGCUAAAUAUUUUAGAACUUACCGUAAGAUAAAUUAUCACCUGCCAUAAUAUAAAUUUGAGGGUACCACAUUUAGAUAGCUAUGGGAAAUUAAAUAUGCAUCCAAAAGUACAGAAAAAUCUUAAAAAUCACUUUUAAAUGGCUUAUAAUUUUCAAAAAAUGAAUGUUUAAUGUUUCUGGUAUAUUCAUACUAGCACUCUUCAGGUUAUCCUUCAAAAAUUGAAUAAUUACAGCAAAAUGAAAUUUGAUUCAGUACAGUCAACUAGAAUGCAAAUAUCUGUAUGCAUAUAUUUGUACAUACUUAUAUUUUUAUGGUUAAGGGAAAACGCUGGGGUACCUCUCACAAUAUGUCAGAAUUAAGACCUAAUAAUUCCUAACAUAAGUGUCCCUGAAUAUUGCUAUUAAAUGAGAAUUUAGGCCAAUUCUCACUCCCUAUAAGCUUUGCAAAUUGCCACCAUCUCUGAUGUUAUAGAAUGGGCACAUCUGAAGAAUGGGCACAUAACUAGCACAUAGGGAAAGAGCUUCCCCAUUCUCUUCCUGUAAGGCACAUCAUAGUGAUGUAGAAGUGUUGCCAAUGUCUACUCACUAUCUAUUCAGAUAUAUAGAAGCACACCUGAGUCUUGAAACUUGCAAAAUAAUCCACAAAGCUGCAUAAGCUACUUGGAUAAAAGGAAUGCUAAGUAUAUAAGAAUCUUUCUUUAUAUGCCAGAAAAACAUAUUUUAAAACACAAACAGAAAGAGAUAUGGCAGGGAAUUAUUUAAAGCACAGAUUUCCCAGCAAAUGAGCUGAUACUAAGACAAAUUUUUCCUAAGUUUCCCAGUGUUUUGCUGGAAAGUAGUUUUAUGCUCAGUAUUCUAAAUUACAGGAAAAGUUUAAUAUAGGUACUAUGUGAUGACCUCAUUCUAGACUUCAAAUUACCUGGGCAGUAUUCAUUUAAAAUUCCAUCUGCACUCAAACCUUCUAAAUAUUUACUAGUUCUAAGUAUUUUUUAUUUGUAUCAUCUAAUAAUAAACUCUAUAUUCUUGGAUGAUACUUUAGCAUUACUUAUUUAUUCCAAUAUGCUUAAUUCACUAUGUAAAUGAUUGAAUUAAGACCAAAAAAUUGGGAUCUUCUAACACAAGUUUUAAAGUAAUAAAACAUCCAUGAUUGCAUUUUAAAGCUUAUGAAACAGAAUAUGCUAGCCUGAAAGAAGUCUUGGAUUUUACUCACCAGAUUUAAUUCACCAGUUAUUAACAAGUUUAUUCCUAUUAAUUUCCCAGAAAAUCAUAGAAAAACAGAAGAAAACAUAUCAUUUAUGAGUUUGUCAAACAUAAAAAGACAAAGAAGAGCACAUUUCUGACAGAGUAUUUAUUUUGUUUGUCCAGUUUAGUAAUAUCAUAAGAUUAAAAGAUAACUUGAUGUCUACAUUUUACUUAAAAGAAAUAAUCACAAAUAAAUUGAUUUUCUGUUAUUUUUUUUAACUCCACAGACUUGACUUUAACAGAUUCUACUUUCUUCUAGGUUAAAUGCCUUUUUUUGGAAAUAAACGUAACUUGACGACAUUUUUUGUUACUUUUUUCUGGAUGCAUGCUUAAAUAGAUCAAAUGAGAAAUCCUUGAAAUUACAUUUAAGUGGACCAAAUUAAGAUUUCCAUAGUAUUGAUUUACCCUUGAUGUAAUUUAAAAUGUGUAAACUGCCACUCAAAAUAGAAGUGCAAUACAUGACACUUAAUCAUUUGGCAGUGUUUUAGUUAGAGGUGAAUUACUGCACUGUUAUUUGAACUGAAGCAUCUCAUAAUAUAUAUGUAACAGAUUUUGUAUGAUAUGAAACUUUACAGCAAGCUAUUUGAAUGUUUAUUAAAAAAAUUCUCAAAAUGACAUGGAAACAUGUUAACUGUAUAAAUAAAAGCACUUAUACAUUAA
Cebus imitator (Panamanian white-faced capuchin) is the source of this 13090-nucleotide messenger RNA. It is a transcript of the gene KCNH7, whose product is annotated as potassium voltage-gated channel subfamily H member 7. Bases 363 to 3881 code for a protein of 1172 amino acids. The record is from RefSeq and is a predicted model, not a curated record. Lineage: Eukaryota; Metazoa; Chordata; Mammalia; Primates; Cebidae. Gene Ontology annotation, cellular component: membrane. Gene Ontology annotation, molecular function: inward rectifier potassium channel activity. The transcript has 15 exons. Gene Ontology annotation, biological process: potassium ion transmembrane transport; membrane repolarization during action potential.